UUCAAACUUCGUGGUAGUGUUUGCUUCUUCUUCGACGUACCGUUAGUUUACUAGUCUGCCCGAUGUACCGCUUUUAAUUCGGUCGCGGUUUUUGCUUCGAAAGAGCUAAAAUAUGACCGUUUAAAUAGUUCCACAUAAUCGCUGUGCCCAAAAAUCGAUAAUUCCUGCUAUGUCUCGAUUUUUUUAAAAAUAAAUUUUACGAACCUGUGUUUUCUUAUUUUCUGCGGAGGAGAAAUUUUCGCCGAUUUUACGACCAUGAAGCAUCUGCAGUUCCGGAAAAAUUGUUAUGUGUACUUUUAAUGAAUAGAUGUAGUGUCGUUCACGUACAAUGGAAAAAUUAAGUGUGCUAAAACUGGGUUAUGGGACUUUGUGUGUGUUUGUGAUUGCUGCAACUUUGCAAGCUCGCGCGGAUUCUUUCGUAGACCCAAAAUCACGAAAUGAAAGAGAUAUUUCUGAAAUGUCGCCGAAAUCACCCAAAUCCGGCCAGCACAGCAAGUGCGAAGAAUCGUCCGAAUUCAGCUCAGAUAAAAUCAAAUCGGAUCUAUGCCAUUCUUCUAAAGUUAUGUCUAAAACGCGAGACGAUGAUAAAUUGUCGCACUUCAAGAAUGUGAAAAAUUACUUAGACAGUAAUCAUGUUGAAUUGCCCGAGAGUGUAGAACUUUCCGUGAAACCAUCUGAAACGGACAAUAGUCACCCUGUAAGCAAAAUCAAGCCUGCGACGAGGGUUAAAGGAGAACACGUGGCGCUUCAGGGUCGAGCACUAGAAAGGCCGGAACACGUCACACCUACCGCGACGACCAACGAAUUUGCCACGCUUUCUACUAGAGAAAAAGCGAGAGACGCUAAUCCGGAUAUUCAAGACAUAAUCACGGGCCUUGUCAAAUUCCUGAACGGGAACGUCAAUGUUCAAGCGGAUGCUGUACAAGGAAUGGGCCGACCGGCACGACCCCAUCCGAGUAGAAUUAAUAACAGAGGUCCUCCAAAAAUAACGGACGUUCCAGCGUUGCCUCCCGACUUCGACGUUCCGGCCCCGCCCUUACCACCGCUUCUGUUAGGUCCAGUGCCACCUCCAACUUCAACCCGGCCUCCCACCCCAUAUCCGUUUGAACUACCGUUCACCAGUCAGGCACCUAAAAGGCCUUAUUUGGGCAAUACAGGAAUGUCAGACAAAGUUAUGCCUGGCAAAAGGCCGACUUUAUAUAGACCUACUGUACAUAACUGGAUUCACCCAACUACAAGAAAACCACAAAACAAACCCAUAGGUGCACAUAUGCCAUCAGAUAUUAUGAUUUCUAUGACUUCAGACAAACCUGUAGAUGAUAUACUGACUCUAGAUUUGGAUACGCAACUUCAAGACGACGAAACGAAGAAUACGGAGAGCAAGCUCGAAGAAACUGUUACAAACCAGGAAAACAGAACAUUGGAAAGCAACAAUGCAACAACACAAAAUAAAACCUCGCAAUGGGAAACGAUAGACCAGGAAACGGAAUACUUCGAAAAAAAUAAAGAAAAAAACCCGAAACCGGAUAAAAGUAACAAAGUAACACUGGUUACGCCGACGCUGAACAUGGGAACUUCUGUGUUAGAAACGCCUAUAGUUUUGGUGACAGAAAACAUAGUUAUCGCGACCACUUCAGACGUUGCAGAAAUGUCACCCACUCCGGUUAAUUCGUCAGUGACAUUAGAAACUUCGAGCGAAGAAACUGCUACUAGUAGUAGCAUCCUAUUACUUGAACCCUCAAUCAUGGAUUCAAUACAAAGUACUAAAGAUCAAGAGACUAAUUUGUCUUCUCAAAAAACUCAGGAAUUGGUUAUGGUAUCUUCCGUCAGCCAAGAGAGUACUAAUACGAAAUUCAUAGAUUCUUCUUCUGUAUCAAAUGAAACAAAUUAUACUGUUCAUCAAACUGGCGUACCAAAUAUUCAAUAUAAGCCGCGACCCGGGAUCGUUUUGGACGAUACCGAAUACAAACCUGGAGGAUUCAGCAGACAACCGAUUGUAGCGAAACCGCAAUUGACUGGAUUGGGCGACAUUUUCGAUAUAACAGUAUCGGCUAUACAAGGUCCGGGUCCAUCGGCAGGUCAAGGCAAACCGUAUAUAAUUCCAGUUGACAUCGAACAUUUAAAUUCUGCUUCACCGACCGAUGUCAUCACAAGUCCAGUGGGCAAUGAAGGAUUCGUUUCGAUAGACGGAAAAAGAACUUACCUAAAUAUAUUUGGCGAUAGCACACCAACAAUGACUACUCCGAGUCAUAUUAAACCUAGCGGUGUCAAUAACCAGGUCGUUGCGACUGGCAUCAAUGAAUCACAUUUGCCCAGACCCAGUAUAGAUUUUAUCAAACCUACUCAGCGAAGACCUAUUUACAGCACUUCUAGACCAAACCAUCCGCCAGUAAGGAUCGACACUUGUAUUGUGGGAGACGAUUCAACGUGUGACGUUUCACAACAUGAGAUAUGUAGGACAGAGUUAGGGAUCAGUAGUUGCCAUUGUAGACCAGGCACGGCGAGAAGAAAACUCAGAGAUCCCUGUAGGAAUAUCAUUUCCCUUGUUCUGUCUUUGCGAGUGGAUAGGAUAUAUGAUAGAAGGGUGGUGUGGGUUGAUGACUUGUUGGAGAAAAACGGCGAUAAAUUUGAACAACUUGCCUUUGAAUCAGAAAAAGCGCUGGAAUCCGCUAUGUCCAUGACGCCAUUUAGCGACGAAUAUCUGGGAUCGAAAGUAAAUAAUAUCUACAAAGGGGACCGAUCCCAAGGUCGAGAUGGGGUGUUCGUCAACAUCACGCUUCAACUUGAAGAAAAUGCUGACACUUCGAGAACAUCAGUGAAAGGCGAAAUCCAAAAACAAUUGCUUGGUGUGCUCCAACGAAGAAAUAACAAUGUUGGAAAGAGUGCGCUUUGGGUCGAUAGUCUGCCCGGGUCGAUAUCAAGUCUACAAGAUUUAGACGAAUGUACCUCGCAAGAACUCCACGACUGUCACGAAGCCGCCAAAUGCAUCAACAUAUUCGGUGGAUUUAAAUGCGAAUGUCUAGAAGGAUAUAGAGAUCUGUGGGCAAACAAUAAAUAUAGAGGCGGUAGAGAAUGCGAGCAGUGUUCACCAAAGCACUGUAGUAAUCGUGGCGAGUGCAAAUUUCAAAAUGGACAGGAAGUUUGCGUUUGCUCGGGAAACUAUUAUGGUACGCAGUGUGAGUUGGACGGCGAGGUCCUUGGUGUGGCUAUCGGCGCCAGUGCCGUUGCUAUUAUAAUCAUUGGACUAACGCUGGUGUGCUUGGUCAUGUGGAGUCGCAGGUGGAACAAAGAACAAAAAACAGUUGUAGGAAGCCCAGUUUUUGGUUACAUGGCCACAGCCAAUAGUACGGUGAAAACUCCUGUAGUUGGAACGCCCCCAUAUCAAUUUACCCUACAGGACAGAUUACGCUGGGCUCAGGUAGCCAAUGUCAUGGCACAAGCUAAUCAUUACGCUCCCGAGCCAAGUCUAGUCCCAAACAGAAGUUCUAUGUUUGGUUAUCCAACUCUUCCAGUCGGAGGAACUCUCCAAAUACCCAAUUCACUAAGAGGUUUGGGAAGCACCGCGGGUAGUUUACCUCCAGUCCCUUUACCCCGAUUGCAAGCACAUUUGGCCGGAAUGUCAUCCGGCAUGUGUCCGCUGGACAGCAAUAGCUCGUCGGAAGAAGAAGAUAAAACUGAUUUGCUGGGAAGAAAUUUUCAGGUGCCCCGGCCUAAAAGUAGAAGUAACGCAUCAAUAGCGAAUCAAAGUGGUAUCUACUAUGAUGUGGACUACGAACAAAACGAAACUUACACGCAAGCUGGGGGGAUACCUAUGAGCACCUAUGGUCCAACAGCUUAUUUUAGAAACUAAGAUAUUUUGUAGAUGCAC
Molecule: messenger RNA, 3868 nt
Organism: Cylas formicarius (sweet potato weevil)
Lineage: Eukaryota; Metazoa; Arthropoda; Insecta; Coleoptera; Brentidae
Gene: pwn
Exons: 15
Coding region: 329-3850 (1173 amino acids)
Molecular function (GO): calcium ion binding
Source: RefSeq, a predicted model, not a curated record